Chelonus insularis is the source of this 4236-nucleotide messenger RNA. RefSeq names its product dyslexia-associated protein KIAA0319. NCBI's taxonomy places the organism in Eukaryota, Metazoa, Arthropoda, Insecta, Hymenoptera, Braconidae. The coding region runs from base 1043 to 3886 and encodes 947 amino acids. Gene Ontology annotation, biological process: neuron migration. The record is from RefSeq and is a predicted model, not a curated record. The transcript has 3 exons. Gene Ontology annotation, cellular component: cytoplasmic vesicle; membrane.
GGCGUCCCUUCCAAAAACAAUCAGCAAAAACAUCAGAUGUCUUACCUAAGCCUGCAAAAUAAGAAACAAAUAAACUAUAACUUUUUAUUAUCGAGUUUGAACGAUCAUCCCAGUUUUCAAGGCAUAAAAAUGAAUGAACAAAAUCGGACUUCUUUAUAAUGAAUUUAGAAGAGUCAUAGAAGUAAAUAAAAUCGUCCUCACUCUCGUGCAAACAGUUGCUCCUACCUGGCUUGAUAAUGUAGAUAAGAAGAAUUUGUUCUUGCCGACACAAGUUGAUAAUGUUGGAUCUGAUUAAUAUGUAUAAAAGCAUAAUUUACAUAACCUACAUAGAAUAAUACAGAAGUAAAAGUAAUAAAAAAAGUGACGUCAAAUCAUGUUUGAUUAUUUAAUACGUAUUUAUAAUUAAUUUAUCGAGUAAUCAACAGUAUUUCUAUUUAAUUGAAUUUUCUAAUUUAAUUUAUUUAUAAUCAGACUUUUGAUUAUUUACAAAAUAAUAAAAUAGAAUUUUAGUAUACGAUUUUUAUUGUGAUCUGUCAAGUACAGCUGUAAAGUACACGUGUACACAAAGAAUGAAGUAAAAGUGAUAAAAAUAUUUUUCUAAAAUAUGCAUCGAUAUAUAUAUAGAAAUUAUGGAACACAUAUUACUAUUAAUUAAAAAAUAUUGAUAGCUUCGUAUCUGGCAUAUGAAGCUUAUCAUAUAAUUUUUCUUGCGGUAUUGUUACACCCGUUGCAGGAAGUAUGGUAAUUACCCCUAUGGUUGAUUAACAACUUGCUGAUGAUAACGAUAUCUCUAGUCUCAUUUACAUGUUAAGCAGCUUUAUUCCUUCAAGCACAUUGGUUGUAAGAUAUUGUCAUUAACUUAGUGGAUUGUAAAAACAAAAAAAUCAACAAAUUAAAAAUAGAAAGAGUUAAAAACAUUUGUGCCAAGUGGCACAUGUUGUCAGUUGAACUUGAUCAGUUCUCGUAGACAUUCCAUGAAUAUUAGGAAUAAUUUUAUUCCUUGAUGAGAUUUCUUUGGUAAUUGAAUUGAAUAUUUAAUAUAAUGAUGUCAUUAAUCAACAUUGAAUGGCUUCUUUUAUCAAUGGUAAUUUUUUUUGUGGACUGUCAAGCCGAUUAUCCUGAUGAUUGGACAAGCCAAAGAGAGCCAGUAUGUCCUCAUCUUUAUCCACAUAUUUUUACAAGUUAUACUCCUAGAAGUAAUUGGACUUAUGGAAAAUUUACUCCAAAACCUGAAAUUUCGAGUACAAAACAGUGUGUAUUAUCUUGUUGUUCGGAACCACGAUGUCAUGUAGCGUUAACAUUUAACAGUACGUGCUAUCAUGUAGAGUGUAAAUUUUCGAAAAUGUGUGUACCUGUUUAUCGGCCAGAUCUCGCAAAUUUACCUGAUCCACCAAGAAUGGUUUUAGUUAAACCGAUUGAACGUGACGUCAGUUGGGGAGAUAUCAUCAAUCAAUUAAAUUACGAGUCUAAUCCUACGCUUAUUGAUAUAGCUGAGAGAGAUAAUUUAAUGCUCAAAAUCUCUUGUUUAGGCAAUUCUGACUGUCAAGAGGCUCAAAUUUGUGUAAAGCGUAACGAUGUGGAUGACAAAAAUGAUGAUGGAGUUUGUGAAGAUGUUACACCCGAGUUUGAAAUGGAUACAGAUGCUAAGUCUAGCAUUAAAGAAUCUACUCCAACUAAUCCACCGGUGAAAAAACAACUUGUUGUAUCAGCGGUAUCGAAAGAAGUUCGUUUACCUGACAAUCAAGCUACUUUAUCUGCAUUUACUUUUCCCGCAGAACAAGGAAAUGAACACUACAAUUAUGCUUGGAGUUUAUUGAGCCAACCAGAGGGACAUACUGGAGUGAUGACUGAUCAAAAUCGUCCUACGUUAAAACUGAGUAAGUUAUCUGAAGGAUUAUAUAAAUUUCGAGUAACUGUAACAGGCUCUGAUGCUUCUGGAGAAGCUUAUGCUAAUGUUAGUGUACUUCCGCCGAAAAGAAUCAAUAAACCACCAAUUGCCAUAAUCACUCCGGCUUCUCAAAUUGUUAAAUUACCUAAUACUGGGGCAGUCCUUGAUGGAUCAUCAAGUACUGAUGAUGACCAAGUUAUUUCUUAUCAUUGGGAACUGCAACAAGGACCCAUAGGAUAUCAACCGAACCUUGUUGAUACACCAACCCUGCAAUUAGAUAACCUUAUCGCCGGAAACUACACAUUUAAAUUAACUGUUCAAGAUUCUGAUCAUGUCACGAAUUAUACUACUGCCAAUAUAACAGUUUUAAAAUUAACAGACUAUCCACCUAGUGCGAAUGCGGGACAGGAUAUAAUCAUUUAUCUUCCUCAGAAUACCAUUACGUUAAAUGGAAAUCUUAGUACUGAUGACCAUGGGAUUACAAGUUGGGUAUGGACUAAAAGUCCUUCUGAUGAAAACAAAGCAGUUGAUAUGCAGAACACGCGAACUCCUUACUUACAGUUAUCUAAUCUAGAGGAAGGAAUGUAUACAUUUGUUCUGAAAGUUACUGACGAAUCAGAACAAUAUUCUACCGCAGAAGUUCAUGUCUUUGUUAAACCACCCACCAAUAAACCACCUACAGCUGAUGCUGGAAAAAAUAUUACCAUUGCCUUACCACAAACCCGGGUUGUUUUGAAUGGAGAAAAUAGUAAAGAUGAUAUUAAACUUGUUUCUUACCACUGGGAACAAUUAACUGGUCCCAAUAAAGUAGAAUUUACGUCUGCCAAUAAAUCUUCAACUAAUGUUACCAAUUUAACAAAAGGAAUUUACACGUUUAAAUUAACUGUUAUUGAUGAUAAUGGAAAUAAGGAUUCAGAUACAGUCACUGUUGAAGUGACACAAAAUAAAAAUGCACCACCAAAAGCUAAUGCUGGUGGAGAUCAAGUAGUUAUUUCUCCUAUAAGUGCCUUGGUCAUAAAUGGAUCUAGAUCAACUGAUGAUUUAAAAAUUGUCCAGUGGUUAUGGACAAGAGAUCCUUCGAGUUUAGCCAUCGGUAAAAUUAUUGAUGGAACUGAUCACUCACCAAUUCUAAUGGUUACUGAUAUUAUUCCUGGUCGAUAUGUUUUUAAAUUGAAAGUAACUGAUGAUCAAGGAUUAAGUAGUGAAGAUACAGUAUCUGUUAUUGUAAAACCUGAUCCAGAGCUUCUUAAUCUAGUUGAGUUGACUUUAAAUAUUGGGGCGCAUUUAUUAAUUGAAGCACAGAAGAAUACUUUGGUAGUCAAAUUACAAAUGUUAUUGAGAGAAGAAGCAACGAUUGUAGUUCGAGAUUUGAAGGCUGAACAACAUACAGGACGUGCCUGCUUAAUAUUUUAUGUUCAGAAGAAGGAUCAGAAAUCAUCAAUGACAGGAAGAGAUGUUGUUGAUAGAUUGAAAGAGAAAUUAAAACAGGAUUCAGGUCUUCUUCAACUAUCUGUAACUUCACUUGAUACUGUUAUUUGUCAAAACAACUGUUCGAAUCAUGGUGUUUGUGAUGAAGAAACACGGCAAUGUUUAUGUGAAGCUUUUUGGAUGCAAAAUCUUAUCCAGAAAUAUUUUGGAAAUGGUGAAGCUAAUUGUGAAUGGAGUAUUUUAUAUGUCAUUAUAGCACUUCUCUCACUAGUAAUUUGUUGGAUUGGUUUAGUCUGGGGAAUUAUUUGUCUGUGUCAACGAAUGUGUGGUGGAAAAAAUCGUUCAAGGUUUAAAAAGAAAAAUCGUUACUCUCUUCUUCAAUCACAAAAUGUAGAUGAUAAUGAGCACAACACGUUUUCACCGCGCAAAAUGGCUUUGUCCGAAACAGACACUGAAUCAGAUGAUGUUCUAUUUGAACAUCGCAGACUUAAUAAAAAUAUGGAUCUUAACUACAAAAAUGGAAAAGUCAGAAAUGGUUUCGUGAAAACUGGAUCAAGAAUUAAAGCAUAAAGAGAAUUAUAAGGUGUAAUAUUUUUGAUUAAUUUUUAAAGUACCUACUUUUAGAUUAUUUUAUAUUUUAAAGCGCUUUUAUGUAAAAUUUUUAUCAUUAUAAAUGAUGAAAAAUUUUUAAAUAACUAUUCCAUACUUUACAUCUUGGAAAGAUGAAGGUCAUAGAUUUUUGCCUAUAAAAGUAUAUAAAAUACUUACUAGUCUUUUUUGUGGCUGUUAAAAUACUUUUACAUUAAAAAAUAGUCAAUUUAUAUUAAUAUUCACAAAUACAACCAUUGUUUCACCAAUAUCUUGUAUAAAUAUGAAAUGAGAAAAUUAUCGAAAUAUACCAAAUUAUUUCUUACUGUAAA